AUGUCUCAACAAUUUUUCUUUGAUGAUAUCCAAGUCCGGUAUCACCCCAACAGUGGGUGCCCUACACAAGUCUACCACUUCGAGGAUUAUAGAUGUGGCCCUGGUGCUCCAGCAGUGCCUCCGAAAGUCGAUCCUGAGCCCUGGUAUCCAUUUCGCACUUGUAUUGACUUUGAAGUGGCCGAACUUGCUCAUGAAGCUGCGCUAACUCAUGAGCAGACAGACCAGUUCAUCAGACUUAUUCAUCGCAGUAGAUGUGAGUUGUUUACGCUUCGGAAUCAUAAAGAUGUGCGAGACAUGUGGGACGCAGCCUCGUUCAAAUUGACUCCCUUUACGAAGGAAGAGGUUGUUGUGCCCUUCCGAGGCGUUGACCAGACCUUUCCGUUUUUUCAUUGCUCGCUAUGGGACUGGGCUGUGGACUUACUUCAGGAUCCUGAAGUUGGUCCGCAUUUCGUUUUCGAUGCCCAACAGCUUUCAAAGUUCGAUGGCGAGAAAUUCAUUCAGUAUAUUCACGAGCCUUGGACUGCUGAUGCCUUCUGGGAAUAUCAGUUGAAGAUACCAUCAGAUGCUAAACCACUUGCAUUUAUCCUCUACGCAGACAAGGCCAAAUUAUCAUCCUUCGGUCGUGCAAAAGGUUAUCCGGUAGUUGUGCGGUGCGCUAAUCUUCCUGUUGCUGUUCGUAAUGGUGAGGGCUUGGGUGGCGGGCGAGUUGUGGGUUGGUUACCCAUUGUAAAAGAAGACAAGAAACAUUCCGGAAAGCCUGCCUUCGUUAAUUUCAAAAAUGCCAUGUGGCAUACAUCAUUUUUGAAGCUGCUCACUUGUCUCGCACCGCUGUUGAGGCUCGGCUCUUCUGUUAAAUGUUGGGACGAUGUUGUCCGCAUUUUCUAUCCAAUCAUACUCAUACUCUCUGCGGACUAUGAAGAACAGGUCGUGAUGGCAUUGAUUCGUGGUCUAAUGGGAAAGUUUCCUUGCCCUGUCUGCCUCGUUCCUCGUGAGGAACUCUCCAAGGGAUUAAAUGCAUAUCAAUUUCGCACAGAGCAGGUAUUGAGCUCAGAGAGCCUCCGUGAUGUCGAUAGUGCAUUUGACACCAUGGAGCGCACCAAUGUCUACCGAGCUCUAUCAUUCGACAAACUUCACUUUAAUGACAAGGGAAAGUUAGAUCACCUGUGGACGGAAUUGCAAAAAUGGAUCACUAAUUCUGGUCGACAAGUUGCAGUGGUAAUUGACGCUUUGCAAGUAUUUUUUUUUGUCUGUAGUAGCUUCGAAUCAUUUCCGCGUUGGCGAAAUUUGAAUCACUUUGACCAGGUGGUAUCAAUAUCCUUUUCUGAUGGAACAAAAUAUGAAGAUAUAUCGAAGCUGAUCGUUUUCGCUGCCCAUAAUGUAUUUAAGCGUGAUCUGGAUCCACAGGCUUAUCUCCUGCUUCGUUGUAUUCGGAGUUAUGUGGAAUUCAACACAUGUGCAUUGCUAGAGGUCCACACCGAGGAUACGAUCAGGGAUGGCCGAAAUACGUUGUUGGAGCUUACGGAACUUAUGGAUGUAUCAGACCUCUCAGAGAAGUCUUGGAAUUUUCCCAAGAUGCAUCUUUCCGCUCAUCUCUUCAAUGACAUUGAGGCAAAGGGCAUCACCCGAAACUACAAUACGAAGCUGAAUGAGAAAAUGCAUGGCCCACUGAAGGAUGCUUAUCAAGAUUGUACAAACUUCAAGAAUUUCGCAGAACAGAUUCUACGAUACAACAAUGACAGCUUAGUUGCGGAAUAUAUUCGUAGCAAGAUGGAGUGCCUCGAUGUGCAGAAUCUCGGUUCAUUAGUUGUGCCUGAUCCAUCAGAGGUUGAUUCAGAUGGGCUCGAAUCAACCGAUGAACCAACUGAUAUACAGCAUUUUAGUCUUGGUUCGCAGCAGGCAACCAAAUCAUUUGCGGAUAUCGAAGCAACUAACGCAGGUGAUGCAGCCUUUGAUCAAUUCCGGAUCAAACUAAAUGAAUUUUUGAAUUGUGCAUUCACCACUAACGACAUACCAUUUCCCAAUGGAAGACGCAUCCAACUUGCUGUGAAUGACAUGAUAACCAAGUUCAGAUUUAUUAAAGUCAGCUACGAGUCACUCGUUGACUGGCGAAGUUCCAUGGACUAUCUCCGAUGUAAUCCAAUGUUCCAUGGAUCACCUCGAUACGAUUGUGUCAUCCUGCAGGCAGAAUCUGGUCCUAUCUUCGCCAAACUGUUUUUAGUCUUCACCUGCACAGUUGGGGAUGUCGCAUAUCCUAUUGCACUCACACUCCCAUACAAUCAACCGGUGGGCACUCGACCACGGAAGGAUAAAGACUUCAAAUUUUGGCGAGUCAAGGCAAAGCCCAGAGCCUCUGCUGAGUGCUUUUCAGUCCAGUCAAUAAUCCAGGGUUGUGUAUUGGCAGAGGAUAGUACCAGAGCGAACGAGUUCUUGGUUGUUGAUACGACUGACACAGAUAUAUUCUUUUGA
Suillus paluster is the source of this 2466-nucleotide messenger RNA. RefSeq lists its product as uncharacterized. Bases 1 to 2466 code for a protein of 821 amino acids. NCBI's taxonomy places the organism in Eukaryota, Fungi, Basidiomycota, Agaricomycetes, Boletales, Suillaceae. The transcript has 13 exons. The record is from RefSeq and is a predicted model, not a curated record.